Messenger RNA from Chelonus insularis, 2816 nucleotides. RefSeq lists its product as uncharacterized. Bases 1015 to 2274 code for a protein of 419 amino acids. Gene Ontology annotation, biological process: epidermal growth factor receptor signaling pathway. The transcript is spliced from 7 exons. The record is from RefSeq and is a predicted model, not a curated record. Gene Ontology annotation, molecular function: receptor ligand activity; epidermal growth factor receptor binding. NCBI's taxonomy places the organism in Eukaryota, Metazoa, Arthropoda, Insecta, Hymenoptera, Braconidae.
AACAACACUAAUGAAUAUAUACGUAUAGUAUUGGUGAGAGCGAGAACGGUGAGAUGUUAACGAGCAAGAGAAGGCAAACCCAAAAUGCUAAAGGGAGAGAAGACUUCAAACGGCAGAUGCUCUACUCAGUUGGCUCGUUGACGUGUACUUGUACGGAUCUCCCCUCAUAUAAUCUCAUACUCGAUCACUUAAUACACGUUAGAUGUCACAACUAAACCUUAAAUUAUUUAUUUCUCAUACUAAGUCUUUUUUAACGCCAAACUAGUGAAUUAAUUAAAAUUGCGCAUAUUCAUUGACAUUAUUUGACAAAAGAAGUCAUUAUUAUUAGUGAUUAAAGACAUUCAUUGGAGUUUAUAGGUAAAGGAUUGGGAAGUGAUUAAAGAAGAUUGAGUGAAAAAAAAAAAAAAAUAAAAUAAAAGACAAAAGUAGAAAGAGAAAAAAAGGGUCGAGUGGCAGAGAUGUGGCAAUGGCGCUCGUGUCCGGCGAGCGAUGGAGUGGUUGCUCUAUGGCACGGGGCUUAGUUUGCACGUAGUUCGUGCCUGAAGGGAGGAAUAUCACACGAUAAAUUCACCGAGGUGGUGUUGUGUCUUGGGAGGGCCCUUCUAAGGGCCACUUCCUUUUUUUUGGAUAAAAAGUUAACAUCAAUCGGAUAAACAACUGUUUCGUUAUGAUGUUCAUUACUGUAAUUGAUAAUUGAUUGUUCAUAUUGAAGAUUGACAAGUUUGCUAUUUAGAUUUAAUAUCAUUUCUACAAAAAAAAAAAAAGAUAAAAUUCUGCAUGUGAACAAGCAUUGGAAGCGGCUGCUGAUCAGUGUGUGCGCGAGUGUGUUAUUAAUUCUUGUUUGAUGGCCACGAGGUUGAAGGACUGGCGAAGAGAGGAUGGAGACUAGACUCAGAGACUGGUGUAUUUAAGGUGUGCGAGUGAAUAAAAUAAUUCUUUUAUUUUGUGUUUAUUUUUAUGACAAAAGUUUAUGAAUAUCUGAUCUUGUGUUUCCAUCAAAAAGAUAGCAAAUAAAUGACAGAAGUACACAUGCCUAUUACUGGAAGAAUUCUCGUUGCUGGUGGUGCAGCUAGGUGUCUACACUCCGCUGCUGGCAUGCUCAGGUUCCUUGCCAGACUUUCAGGGAGACGACGACACGUGCGUCGGAGUUAUGGAGCACCUGGUAUAACUACAUCAGGAGCAUUGAUCCAUGGUCCUGAUCAAUUACCUUCAUUAUCACCACCAUUAGAGAUUCAAGAAAAAAAUCAGCUGAAACUGGACAACCCACAGCUUACUCUAGAUCCCAGAAGAGGCAGUGAUGACUCUCUAGAUGAUGUAAGGCUUCGUCAAUGUUAUCUAAUAUGUCGGAGACAAGCCCAGGAGUCUCGUCAUCAACAAGUGACAGAGUCCAAGUCUGAGGAUCGUCUCCAAAACGUUGAAAUGCCGGAAGACAGUCUUUCAAGGAUAACUGGCUUAAGAAAUUCAACGACAACAACUACCAUUACAACCACAAGACAUUCACAUCAAAGAGGUCAAGAGGAACAUCUUAGUGAUAAUUCUAGAGUGGCAAAUAGAACGUCAUCAUGUCGUCAAGAACAAUCCUCAGGGUCUACGGGAGUCGCUAGGUUUCACAGAAGACGUAGGAUACCAUCAUACCUUGCGACCUUACUCGUUCUCUCUUAUACAUUCUUUGGAAUAGCAGAUGCAUGUUCGUCGAGGUCUACGCCUAAGCCACGUCCACCAACGUCAACACCACGGCCAAGUACCGUCACAUACCAGCAAACUGUAUGUCCACCAGAUUACGCAGAAUGGUAUUGUUUAAAUGGAGCUACUUGUUUUACUGUGAAAAUACAAGAAUCUCUACUUUAUAAUUGUUUAUGUGCUCAUGGAUUUGUAGGUCAAAGGUGUGAAUUCAAGGACUUGGAUGGCUCCUACUUGCCUUUCAGACGAAGGGUAAUGCUGGAAACUGCCAGUAUUGCGGGUGGUGCCACAAUAGCAGUAUUUCUUGUCGUUAUUAUCUGUAUAGCAGCUUACAUUCAUUAUAAACGCAAGCAAAAAGAAUUACGAACGAGUACCUGCGUUGAUACAGUUGAUGGUCCUGGUCGCACUCCAGAGUUAAGGCCAUUUAGUAACCGCAAUCGGUUCCUUAAGAAUUUUAUGGCCAAGAAUUCAAAUUGUUCAUUAACAAUGUGUCCAUCAAUACAACCAACGAGAAUGCCUGGUUGGAAUGAUUAUUCACAGGUAGAACUGACGAGACUAGCAUCGAUCAACGAAGCCAAACGUUCGAGUCAGUAAUCAAUCAUUUAAGACUAUUUAUAUUGCAUAAUUAAUAUUAUAAUAUAAUUAUAUAAGUUAAAGAAAUGAUAAAAAUUAUUUGUUAAGAAAAGAAGCAAAAACUCUUCUUUCCUGUAUAAAAUUACAAGAGUGAAAGAGUAUAUUCUUUUUGUAAAAAAGAAAAACAAAAUAUCUUCUUGGUAGAAGAAUAGACUAAAAUAUUUCUACUCUUUGAGGAAAAAGAUGUAGAAAAUGGGAGAAAGAUAAGGGAGUGGAUAAAAAAAAAUUGUCGACGCAAUUUUCAAUAGCUUGCCCGUUUUUUUUUUCUCUCGACUACUGUACAUGUUCCUUUCCCAUUUUGAGUCCGUCGUUUCACGCUCAAUGAGCCUCAUAAGUGCCUUCCAAAGUGUCCGAGGAAGUUAACGAGCGAGCGCAAGAAAAUUGCCUGUGUCUCUAGGUCUCAUUUAUAAGAGCAACAAAACAUAUUUUCAAAGGUUUCCAAAAUAGUAAAAAAAUUGUAUAUUUGUAGAUAGAAAACUAAUAACUCAUGACCCUCUAUUAUA